This is a messenger RNA of Salvelinus fontinalis (brook trout), 4756 nucleotides long. RefSeq names its product importin subunit alpha-4-like. Gene Ontology annotation, biological process: NLS-bearing protein import into nucleus. Lineage: Eukaryota; Metazoa; Chordata; Actinopteri; Salmoniformes; Salmonidae. The record is from RefSeq and is a predicted model, not a curated record. Gene Ontology annotation, molecular function: nuclear import signal receptor activity; protein binding. Gene Ontology annotation, cellular component: cytoplasm; nucleoplasm; nucleus. The transcript is spliced from 17 exons. The coding region runs from base 100 to 1662 and encodes 520 amino acids.
UACGUCUAGUCGCCUCUCUGUACUCAGCAGUAUAUUUACAGUGCUCUGCCUUUCACUGGAGAUAAAACGCCGGAGGACUCACGAACCAAGCAAACAGACAUGGCAGAAAACGCCGACUUGGAUAACCACCGUAUCAAGAGCUUCAAAAACAAGGGACGCGAUGUCGAGACUAUGAGAAGACAUCGAAAUGACGUGACAGUGGAACUGAGAAAGAACAAACGAGACAAGCAUCUACUGAAGAAGAGGAACGUCCCACAGGAGGACAGUCUUGAGGACUCCGACAUAGACUCUGACUUCAAAGGGCAAAACAUCACACUAGAAGUCAUGUUGCAGAACGCCACCAGUGAUAACGCUGUGCUCCAGCUCAGUGCCGUACAGGCUGCCAGAAAACUCCUCUCCAGUGACAGAAACCCUCCCAUUGAUGACUUGAUAAAGUCGGGCGUCCUGCCCAUCCUAGUCAAAUGUCUCGAGAGAGACGACAAUCCGUCUCUCCAGUUCGAGGCAGCCUGGGCCCUGACCAACAUAGCGUCUGGUACUUCACAACAGACCCAGGCUGUGGUCAAAUCCAAUGCUGUUCCCCUGUUCCUGCGACUGCUCCACUCUCCCCAUCAGAAUGUGUGUGAACAGGCUGUGUGGGCACUAGGCAACAUCAUAGGCGACGGGCCACAGUGCAGGGAUUACGUCAUAUCCCUGGGCGUGGUCAAGCCCCUGCUGUCCUUCAUUAACCCUUCCAUCCCCAUCUCCUUCCUCCGCAACGUCACCUGGGUCAUCGUCAACCUCUGUCGCAACAAGGAGCCACCUCCCCUCAUGCAGACUGUACAGGAGAUUCUUCCAGCUCUGUGUGUUCUUCUAUACCACACAGAUAUAAAUAUCCUGGUGGACACGGUGUGGGCUCUGUCCUAUCUGACUGAUGGUGGGAACGAGCAGAUUCAGAUGGUGAUAGACUCUGGCGUAGUCCCCUUCCUCGUUCCUCUGCUCAGCCACCAGGAGGUCAAAGUUCAGACUGCUACGCUGAGGGCAGUAGGCAACAUCGUGACAGGGACAGACGAGCAGACGCAGAUGGUUCUCAACUGUGACGUCCUCUCCCACUUCCCCAACCUGCUCACACACCCCAAAGAGAAGAUCAACAAGGAAGCAGUGUGGUUCCUGUCCAAUAUCACGGCUGGGAACCAGCAGCAGGUUCAGGCUGUGAUCGACGCAGGACUCAUCCCCUUGAUUAUCCACCAACUGGCCAAGGGGGACUUUGGGACUCAGAAGGAGGCAGCGUGGACCAUCAGCAACCUCACCAUCAGUGGCCGGAAAGACCAGGUGGAGUACUUGGUACAGCAGAAUGUAGUCCCUCCUUUCUGCAGCCUGCUUUCAGUGAAGGACUCCCAGGUGGUCCAGGUGCUCCUAGACGGCCUCAAGAACGUCCUCAUCAUGGCCGGGGACGAGGCUAGCACCGUCACUGAGAUCAUAGAGGAGUGUGGAGGUCUGGAGAAGAUUGAGAAUCUACAGCAACAUGAGAAUGAAGAGAUCUACAAACUAGCCUUCGAGAUUAUUGACCAGUACUUCUCAGGCGACGAUAUUGAUGAGGAUCCCAGUUUGAUUCCUGAAGCCACCCAAGGAGGGACCUUCAACUUUGACUCCACCUCCAGCCUGCAGAAGGAGUUCAAGUUCUAGGAGCCGGUCCAUCCAGCUUCACUAGUACUGUCUAACCCACCCCAGACAUUCAUCCAUCUAUCUCUCCUCCUAUCUGGCAACCUAAUACUGAAGGAUUGAACCCACCUACUACCAUCACCAUUACUCCAACAUGGCAACCCACCUUGCGAUUUGAAGGAUUCACCCACCAACUCCACAAUACACCACCUCUGCACUGAAGGGUUACUUAAAACUACCACCUGCCACCACAACCUGGCAACCCAAUACAAACGGGUCCAGGUAAUUCAUCCAGCACCAGUACAAUCUGGCCACCCGUGUGGGGAGGAUCUCAGGCAAUCUUAGCAAAUGCUUUGAAAUGUCACGUGAAAAUCACAAAGGAAGAAAAAGCCUUUUGAGGCAAUAUUUUUGAAUUGCCAAAUGUCACAACUACACACAUGCACACACGCACAAAACACACAGUUGAAGACACUUGGGAAUAAUUUCUGUGCAUAUUUGUUUUAGAAAACAAUAUCACAGACUGGGAAAGGAUACUGCGGUUUAUUUUUGUGCUUCACCUCUGGAUUGUCCCCUGGUUGUGGACACGCUCGCUCGCUCUCCCUUGAUGUCCGAGUGCCCCCAAUUAAUGAUGUUGACCACAGAGCGAAACAAUGAACAGGCAUGGACCCUGUCCCCCUCCCCAAAGUCCUAGGACAGGAAGAGGUGGGAUUUAGGCAGGAAGAGGUUUUUAGGCAGACUGACUGACAAGACAUUUUGACUCACUUUUAUUUUUAUUUUUUAUUUUUGCUUUUGACUUCUCUUGAAUCAUGAGUUAUGGAUUUUUAUUUAUAAAAAAAAUACAUGUAAUUAAAAAUAUAUAUAAUGCUGCAAAACUGUUCAUAUAAGUAUAUAAUUGUUUUGCAAUUUUGCUCUAAUUCAGGGGAGAGCAAAAUAAAAAAGCUUCAUUUUUUUCAGGUCUGGCAACCUGAGGUUGGAGGAAAACCACAGAGAAUGCUAGAGGACUCUAGGGCCCAAAAGCUCAUUUUAACAUGGGCAACUCCAUUGAAGACUUUCACCAUUUUAAACCAAGAUGGUGGAUAAAUAAAAAUGGGUCACUCAGGCUGUUUACCAUUGGAAAAAAUGUAAUGGGGUGGCUCUCCCAUAGACACCAAUGCGUAGCAGCUGAGUCUGGUCUACUUAGUUCAUUGACUACCAUUGGAAAAAGAGAGAGUGGGAUGUCUCGCUUAAGGAAGGCUCACAUAAUUCCAUCUAGGUCAUCAGCCAAUGAAUUAUACUUGUGAGUAAACAUUUCAUAACAGCAGGUGGCAGCCAACCUUGGCUUAAUACCUGUUCAAACACACUACAGGUGUCAGUAUGCAUCCUUUUAGUUUGUUUACAAACUCAUAGAAGUAUUAGAAAAUGGACUACUUCAAAAUGGAGAUGGCCUCAAUGGUGCUGCCCAUUCUCUCACAGACGCCAUAAUGGGACCGGUACAAUGAUGCAAUGUCCAUGAGGAAAACACUGUAGCCCAGAGGACAUGAAAUCCUGCUGCAGAAAUGAUGUCACUUCCUGUGGAGAGCAGGUAGUGAUGUCAUAGGUCUCUCAGACAUUCCUUGUAUUAACUAAUGGUUGUGUGCCACGUCAUCGACUGACAGAUUGCUGUAACACAUGAGUUGGUUAGCUGAUAUGUAAAAUACCUGUCCAGACUUUGUAAGAUCCAGAAUGCAUCAGAAACACCUUGUCAGAACUCCAACAGAAGAGUUGACUGUGAAAAUUAAAACAAACUUAUAUUUGGCAACAACAACAAAAAGUAUUACCCCAUUCUUAUAAAAAAAUUGUAUUUUAUGUUGAAAUAGAAAAUAUUGCAAGGUUUGUCUUUUUCUGGUCCAGGUAUAGAACAUGACUGAGGCCUUUAGUGGCUAAAGGUCAUAUUAGAAUGAGCAGAGCCAUUGAGGGCUUCCACAAUUUUAAUGUAGUCAACUGGGUGGAACUUCCAAAUUCAUUGGCUUAGCCCUCCUGGUGACCCUGUUGGAGUAAUGUCCAACUGGGUCAUCAGGAGGGAACAGCUAAAAUUGACUACUUUUUAAAAUGGAGAUUGCCUCAAUGGCGCCACCCCUGCUAUCACAGAAAUGGCACAGAAACAAAGAGGAGUCCUCUAUCUCUCUCGGACAAGUAUGUGGAGCCUCCAGGUUUACUAUUUUUACUUUUAGAUUUUCUUCUGUCUUAUGCACAUUUUUUUUCUCUCUUCCUGCGGAAAGAAGACAGGACUAACAGAGGAUAGAACAUGACCUCUGACCUAUACAGAACUUUAUUUAAUGUUUUUUUAAAUGAGGUCACAGUUCAUAAGCAUCCUGAAUAAUGUAUAUCUCUCAAACUCGUCUUUUGAGAAUAUAUAUAUUUCCAUAAAGCCUGUACAAAGCUGCUGCAGCUGAACAGUCAUUGUUGAAACGGACUCACUCUGCAGAACGAUAACAUUGGCUACUUAUUGUCAGAGAUGGACGGGGAGGUUGUUCCUUUGACGUUUUGGGUUUUUUGUUUUUGAUUUUCAUUCAAUUUUUUUUUGAACAUUCAUAAUGUGUUGUGAUGACAUGCUGAUGAAUCUGAGAACAGUUAUGUCUGUCUGUAGGGACAGACUGUGUCUUUGUACCGUCCAAGAGCCAGUCCCAGUUUGUUUCCAGGAUCUAGGAAGUGUGAGGGAAAACGCUAACCCAAAGCCCUGGUCCCUUGUCUGAACUUGUGUUCCUCGGUUAUGGCCCGUUCAAACAGCGCACAGCAAAAGCCGGGAAGGAUUUGUAAGGAGUGGGUUUGGAAUAGGGGGGUGUUCAAAGCAGCCCAGGCUUGUUUGGGAACCAAUAGUUUAUUACUGAUGAACAAAACCCUAGAGGGUGUCGUGAACUAUCCCUAGACGGACCGAGCCACUUUAACGAAUUACAAGUUCUUUGUCUUGUAUCAGAAAACGAUACAAGCUUAUGUUUGUUGCAAGAUUCUUACUUGCCAGAGAAAAGUUGUUUUUAAAGAACUUAAUAAAAUGUCAGUAUUUUUCAUUUAUACAUUUUAGAUUGAAUUCUUCUCUUUUAAGGUGGCUCGCUGAUGCUUUCAACUCUUGUGCACAUUAAAGACGUGAGUGAGUGGAAAUUCA